Molecule: messenger RNA, 1410 nt
Organism: Aedes aegypti (yellow fever mosquito)
Lineage: Eukaryota; Metazoa; Arthropoda; Insecta; Diptera; Culicidae
Product: RING finger protein 37
Exons: 2
Coding region: 116-1381 (421 amino acids)
Biological process (GO): protein polyubiquitination
Cellular component (GO): nucleus
Molecular function (GO): ubiquitin protein ligase binding; ubiquitin-ubiquitin ligase activity
Source: RefSeq, a predicted model, not a curated record
UGUCAAAUAAACGGCACCAGUUUUACGUUUUACAACUUUGUUUACGUCCAGCGUCAGGAAGAAUCUGUCUUGUGCUGUGUACUAAAUUAAGUCGAAUUUUAUUAAUUGGUUCUAAAUGGAUUCAACAUACAAUUUCCUAGAUCACAAACUGAAGCCAUCGGUCGAUUGCGAUGCUGUUGACGAUGACUUCCAUCCUGUUAGCAAUCUCAUCGCAAGUGACCAAAGGACAUUAGAAGGAGGAUUUAUGGCGUACUCGGUAACGAAGCCUCCAGUUGAAAUAGUGUUCACACUGCACUGUCCAAUAGUGGUGCAUCGCUUGAAGCUGUGGGUCCACAUGGGAGCACUGAAGACAACUUCCAUAGAUGUCUACAUCCAGAACAAACGAGGAAGCUUCGAUAAAGUUGGAUGCGGCGAAUCGCAAUCUGCGGAGAUUUUCGAGUUCGUUAAUAACCGUAGGAUCUCAUCUGCCUCUGCGUUGCCAGAUUGCCGAACAAUGCAGUUUCCUUUAUUUCCAACUGUUGGAUAUUUGCUUGCCAAUUGUUCAAUCUUCAAACUGGUUCUAAAGAAGACUGCCCGGUGUGUCCCUGUCCUCCGGAAGGUAGAAUGUUGGGGCCAACCAGCUCGCAACUGCUCCGUAGAAUUGAAAGAAUCAAUCGAACGAAUGUGGUACAAAACCGAAGAGCCUACGGAGAACGUAAGUUCUCCUUCAAGUAUACCUCAAACCACCGUCACUGCCGAGAUACCAGAAGAACUGUUAGAUGAGCUAACGUGUGACAUCAUGACCAUUCCAAUGAUACUGCCCUCGGGUAAAACAGUGGACCAAUUGACAAUAGAAAAGCACAACCAGCAGGAAGAGAAGUGGGGUCGACAAGCUUCGGAUCCUUUCACCGGUCUCAUCUACACCCAUACUCGGAAGCCGAUAUUCAACCCCGCUCUGAAAUCCCGCAUAGAUCAGUUCCUCAUCAAACAUUCCCAUUUGACGCAGUUCCACCAACUGCCGCGUACCGUUGGCACCAAUUUGCGAACCGCCGCAAUCCAUCCCAACAUAAAUAUACCCACAAAACCGUCCCGAAAACGCAAACUGGAAGCCGACCCGCCUAAGUUAAACCUCUCCUGUAUCUCCUUGGAAAACGCGGUUCGGAAGGCUCUGGCGACCACCACCAGAUACACACUUGCAGUCGAUGCACAUAAGGAGGACACAUUCGAGAAUGCUUGUCAUAGCUGCAUGAAGAGUUUGGGCAAUUUUUACAAAAUUUCCACUUGUCAGCAUUUGAUCUGUCGGGACUGUUUGGAUGCACAAGCGCUAAGUCAGUCACAUUGCAAGUGCAGCUGCGGUGUUAGAUUUGAGAGAAAACUGGUGGAAAAGCAUCACGUUAGUUGAAUGAAGAAAUAAAUAAAUUAAAAAAAAAA